This is a messenger RNA of Suillus subaureus, 1455 nucleotides long. RefSeq lists its product as uncharacterized. NCBI's taxonomy places the organism in Eukaryota, Fungi, Basidiomycota, Agaricomycetes, Boletales, Suillaceae. The transcript is spliced from 7 exons. The coding region runs from base 1 to 1455 and encodes 484 amino acids. The record is from RefSeq and is a predicted model, not a curated record.
AUGGCUGAUACAAAGUCAUCAAGGGGACUUGCUGCGACUGGAGUGGGCACCAUGGAUUGCGCACACCAUGAUAUGAAGUUAGCUAAUGACGUUGGUGACUUACAGAAGGGUGAAAAAUAUCUCAAUAUGGACUAUCUCAUUUUCUCUGCUCUUGCCAGAUUCUCUACCCUGUCGACAAUCAACUUUUCAUAUGAUAUUUUUCAUAUCGCUGCACAUAUUGAAUCAUGCCAAACUCAAUUCUCAUUCAAUUGGACUCUGGGAGUAGGACAGACUGAUGGAGAAGCACCUGAGCAUGGAUGGGCAAACAUCAAUCGCAUGGCCAGCAGUAUGAAGGAAAUGGGUCCUGGAGCCCGAUGCGACACACUUAACGACCAUUUCAGCGAUUGGAACUGGAAGAAGAUUACAGCUCUCAGUAAAACUAUGCUACAAAAAAUGAUGGAAGCUGUCAUCGCUGAGAAGGAACACCAUCUUGCUCUCUCUGAACUCAAGAGCUCUAUCAACGACUCAGGAGUAGGAGCUGCUUCCCUCACUGCAUGGAGGACGGAGAUUGAAGCUUGGGAGAUGGAUCACUCACAAUGUAAUCCAUUCCAGAGACAAGUUGGCACAAUGACCCAGGCGGCUGUGCAGUUAGAGUUAACACAGCAGGACACAAAGGAGUUGGAAGACGGGUCAGCAAUAUCACUCCACACCGAAGUCACCUGCAGUGUUCUCAUUAGCACUGGCAUUGAUGUUGAAGAUGCCCAUGAUGACAGUGGCUGUCCAGUCCCAGACCCCACCUCUGGAAAGGCAGAAGACUUUCAAUUGCUUCUGCCUUCUGAGAUCUGUGAUGUCGUGCCAUGCAACAAGACACUCCUGGAAACAGAAUGGUCUCUGUGUUUUUCCCAAGCUACUGAUGCUCUGAAUGAGUGUCGUUCGCAUAUUCGACUGCGCCAUCAGCUGUAUCAAUUCAAGGUUCAGCAUCUAUGCAGACAAGGGCCCAACACCCGCGCACGCAAAACCAUGGAUGCAGUUGAGGAAUGUCUUAUGUUGAGCCAUGCUAAGUAUGCAAGGGCUCACAAGGCACUUCUCUCCUUAGCUCGCCACCUUGAUCGGAUAGGAUGGGAGCACAAAUUGCAGCCUUUAAAAAAGAUGCACCUCAGACCAAUUGGGGACUUCAGACAACAGACUCAAGGCACAGCAAUUAUGUCAUGGAUUUGGCUAACUCACAGAAUUUCUUCUGAUGACAGCGAGGGACUCCAAGACUCACUUCGUGUUGAAUGGUGUAAAGCCCAAGCAUGUCAUAAUAGGUGGUUGGAGGAAGUCCAGCUCUUAUUAGAAGAAAUGCGACAUACUCUAGCCUUUCUCAAAUGGCAGGAAGACUCCUGGGAAUCGUGCGCAACCCUACCAACUAUCGAGCAGCCCGAGGAGAAGGAGGGUAUGAUUGCAUAUGCUUGCCAUCAGGCUCACAUUCAAUGA